AUGAAGAGAUUUAGUAUCUUUUUAAUUGCUGCAUUAGGAGUUGCCAAUGUCUCCUCUGUUUAUAUCACAACAUGCCACAAUGAUAAUGAAUGCGGUACAGUCUGCGGCACUAAGGGACCAAAUACUGUUGGACCAAGUGAAGGUUUGUUCGGGACUAAAUGCGAGUGCCAAAAUGGGAAACCUCCAGCCUAUCUCUGCAAUAAGGAAGGAAAAAAUGUUUAUGUUUGCUCUGACAAUCAGGCUCCAAGAUGCACUGUACAUUGCAACAUGAAGGUUUGUAUCGAGAAAAAUGGCAGAAAAUCGACAGGAGUGAUUAGAUCAGCUUGUCCUAAGCAUCAUCCACAAAAUGCACAUGACUGCUGCAACCAUGGCGGUUCAUAUUGCACAUGCGUUUUCCAUGACACUCUUGAUACCAAUUAUCAGGUCUUCAGUGAGCUCGGAGGAUCUAACGGUGAUGCAAAAGCCUGGCUAGGAUCAUGUGAUUCUCAUCAUGGAUUGAAGGUUGGAUCUAUAUAAGCAGAGUUAUAUUUAUAACUUGUUAAGCCUGAAUUAUGCUCGGCAGUUAUGUCUGAUGGUUAUCAUCAAAGAAAUUACCCUGAGCAAUACCAUAACCAUCACUAGCAUUUUCAUGAACUUCUAGAUCAAGCUUAUUCUAACCACUUCUAAUAAUGA
Molecule: messenger RNA, 672 nt
Organism: Stylonychia lemnae
Lineage: Eukaryota; Ciliophora; Spirotrichea; Sporadotrichida; Oxytrichidae
Source: the annotation of a GenBank genome assembly